AAAAUGAGCAACACACCCAUCCAGGACCCAGUUGCCCAGGGACUGUCCUCUGGCAGUGGGCAGACAUUACCUUCCCAACCCUUACAGCCCAUCUCUGAUCCCUCAGCUUCUAAACGAGUAUGUUUCUACAAAAGCGGUGACUAUAAAUUCAGUGGGCACCGCAUGGUCAUCAAUGCCCGCACCUUCAAGACAUUUGAUGCUCUACUGGACGCUUUGUCCAAGAAAGUGCCUCUACCCUUUGGAGUGAGGACCAUCACCACUCCUCGCGGGACCCACCUUGUUAAGGGUCUCGAUGACUUAAACGACGGGGGAUCUUAUGUGUGUUCUGAUCAGAAACGGGUGAAGCCGUUAAACUUAGAUGAAGUGAACCGGCGGCAGGUACCGUGGAAUACCACCAGACCCCUCAGCGCAGGGCGACGAAGGCGUCAAGGACUCCAGUUUGGUCAGUUUAGCAGAAGGACUGAAGUCACCAACAGGCCAGCAAAGGUCACCACGAGGGUGGCAGUACGGACACCAAAGAGACUUGUGGUCAUCAAGAAUAGGGAUCCCACUGUUAAACGCACAAUUGUGUUGCAGAGAAGAACUGCACCAACAUUUGACGCUUUGCUGGAUUACCUUUCUCAGAUCCUGCAGUUCCCAGUGCUGAAACUCUACUCUACAGAUGGCAGAAGAGUUGAUGGUCUUGCUACACUUAUCUUGUGCUCUGGAGUUGUUGUGGCAGCUGGGACCGAACCAUUCAGAUUAGCGAACUACAGUUCUCACAGAACGAGCCAGAUGUCACAGGCGAUGUACAUGGAAACUGUGGAGCCAUCUAUGCUGCAGCCCAGAGAUCAGAACAACAAAUCUUUCUCAAGUGGAAGAGGCUCAAGAAACUUCUCCUUAUCAUCUGAGCGAUAUAUUGUAAACCAGAUAAACUCAUCUCGAAAUGGAAGCAUGAACAGCCAACUGCAGAGCCAUAAUGGAUCAUAUGAAGCAGAAGUCAUCCAGCAUCACACAUCCACGGACAAACGUGGAACUGGGAGGGUAGAUAAUGAAGAUCAUACUUGCAUAUUACCUCAGGACGAUGACAUUGAAAAGUCUUUCCGUGUGAAUCAAGAUGGCAGCAUGACUGUAGAAAUGAAAGUGCGUCUGACCCUUAAAGAGGAGGAGAUGCUCCACUGGACUACCACACUGAGCCGCUCCAGCCUUAGCAAGAGGACAGUUUGUGCCUCGAUUUCUGAGUCGGGCAACAGCUCACCUGACUCAAACAAUGCCGUUGCCAAAGACUCCUCUAGCAUCAGUGUGGAUGAAACUAAAGAGGAAAACCAUCCCACUGGAACUGGAAAGGGCAUCGGCUUUAAUGACGAGCAAGUAUACAAGGGCUACACUUCAACAGCUUUGGGAAAAGCAAAAACAAGUUUCAAACGCACUUCUACGCCAGGCCCUCGACAUGUUAAGAAGAAGUCGUCUGUUGAGAGUGUUAAGAUGGUGACAGAGUCAGGGGUGCAAGAGAGCACCCUGGGACAUUAUUCCUACAUGGAGAGGAUGGCCGAUGGUGAGACAACUGAGGGGUACUGUGUUGUCAGACACAGCAGCAGCAGCAACCGGCCAAUCCCAAAGCCUCGGAAAACGGCAUCUGCAGGAGCAAGCAACAAAGGCUCCCACUCCUCCCUCAAGUCGUCAGGAGUAGCUGAGGUCCUUCAGAUACAGAAUAAUGGGAUGGAAGUUACAGAAACUGUGAUGCAUAUCUAUGAGAGUGAAGGCUGCUACGACAACUAUUUUGCAAACGAGGAAUAUAGCGCAGAUGGCGUACCUUUGCAUGGUUCCGCUCUGGCACCAGAUAGCAAACCUUCCACUGAAUCAGGGCCUCGUUCAUCCAGCAAUGACAGUGAUUUUAGCUGGCAGCCACCCACUGCUGACUCACUACAAAGACAGAAAGAGGAGAUGUUAUCAUUGUCAUCGGAGCCGAUAUCUCCAACACAUAUGAUUACAAACAGUCUGUCUUCAGUGACUAAGAUUGACGCCCACACAGCAACAAACUCCCAAACUGAGGAGACUGUAAAAAAUGACAAAAGUGUGAAGAAUAAAAAGAUGAUAAAACCUGCUAGUAAUCACAAGGGUUCGAUUUCAACAAGCAGCUCAGAUAAAAAGCUAAAGGAGAGCAUAAUAAGCCCCCCCAAAAAUAGCAAAUAUUCAUCUACUGACAAGCUCAGCAGCAAUACCAGUGUGGGAAAAAAACAGAGUUUGAGCUCAUCAGAAAGUGUUAAAAGUGCUCAAAAAAGUAAAGGAGCGGAAACGAAAGCAGAAAAGCCCCAAUCUAAGAAAUCAAUUAAAGAUGAGAAGACACCCAGGGAGGACUCAGCCUUAUUACUUAGCACUGAAAACACGAAAAGGACCCCACCUAAGAGACAAACAAUGAAGCAUGGAGUGGCUGCUAAAGACAUUGGCCCUAAUGUAAAUAGUCCAACUGGAAGGCCUCAAAUGAAAAAGAACAUGCCAGUCAUUUUACAACCUAAAAAAUCCCUUCUGCCAGGCAAAAAGACAGUAAGCAAACCUAAAUCCAUGACUGAAAACAGAAUAUCAUCAUCUAAAAAAUCUUUACAGUUAAGUGAGAGUGUUUCAAUGCCUUCCCUGAAUCCUACUCCCUCUGAAAUCCACCAAUACGUUGAGAACUGGUUGGAGACAGUCAGCCAAGACCAGGUGCCAUACACUGAGGACAACCCAGACAAAUCAGAACUUCCAUCACAGGUUGUUUUUCAGAUAGGUGGUGGGUCUGAAUCAGAUGAAAAGAGCGAAUGUCAGACUAAUUCAGAUGAAAAUGUCCCAUUGUCUGGUGAUGCUGUCAAGAAAUCUGCUUCUUGUUUAUCAGUUCCUCAUUACCAUGAACGGCCAGAAACAUCUUUGCUGUACAAUGAACAGAAAACAAGAGGUUUAUGUGUUUCAAUGCCAAGUGUCAGGGUUGAUCCUGUACAACAGGAAAACAAACUGAGGGCACAUAAGUCUGCAGAGGUCAUCGGUCCAACUGCCAGUGAAUCAACUUCAUCUACGUCCAACAUUUUAAGUCCCAAAGCACAGAUAAAACCUGUCCUGCAGAAACUUUGUUCAUCGAUCCAGUGCAUCAGAAGGGCGUCCGACACCAACACAACAUCCAAUCUCGAGAAGUCCAACAGCCUUCCUGAUUUCUCAACACAAGUAGCUUCAGUGUUCGGAUCGUCAUGCAAAGCAUUUCUGUCAUUCUUGUCAGUGAUGACUCUGAGAGAUAGCCUAACAGACUCUGCGCCAGGAGACGAUAACCAAUCAAGAAGCGACUCCGAGGCCAUGCUAAUAAUGGAAUCCCUGCAGAAGAUUUCUGCCAUGGAGAACGAGGAAGAGCAGAGGGCAAGUCUGACAGAUCUGCGAAGCAGCGCAUCUUCUAACUUUAGGGAACGUUGGAAGGAUUUCCAGAUUUUGAGGGAAAGGCUUGAAAGUGAACCACUUUCUCCUAAAGUUUCAGAAACUGAGUUUGCCCUGGAUGUUGUAUCCGAAGGAGGUGAUGUAUUUGAGGAUCAGCAUCUGGGUAUUGAUGAGCUGAUGGAGGAGCUGAACAUGCCGCCGGACCUCAGAGCUGAAAUUUCUUCAACAAUCCAACAAGCUAGAGGUUUUUACCCUGUGGAUGAGAGCACUUUCAUAGAAACUGAAAAAAACCAGUCCGAUACAGAGGAAGAUGUGGAAAAAUUUAUCGAUGAAUGCAAUGAUGAAAUAAAAAAGUCAACAGAUCAUGAAACUUCCUACAUAGUUGAGGACAUUACUGAAAAAUACCAGGAUAAUGAUGAUGGAGAUAUAGAUGACUUAAAUAAAAUGAAACCGGUAUAUCCUGAACAUGCAAAGAUGAUGAGAGAGUCAGAGCAAGAACCUGAUGAAAUAAAUGAUGAUGGUAAUGACCUUGAAAACACAGGAGAAGAAAGGGAGGCAGAAACAAAAGAGGAGGCAGCGAAGGAAGAUGAUGAAGGGCAGGAUGAAUGGGAAGCAGAGAAAGGAAGUGACAAGGAAUCUGUUGAGAAAGUAGAGGAAGGGACAGGGGAGGAGAUGACAGCAGAUGAGGAGGAGGAAUGGGAGAAAUUGGAGGAAAGAGAGAAAGAAGUGGUUGAGGAGACAGAGAAGGGAAUAAUGGAUGAAGAAACAAGAGAAGAUGACAAUGUUGAAGAGAUGGAUGAGAUAGAGGGUGUUGAGGAGACAGAGGAGGAAGAGAAGGGGAAGGAUGAGUUUGAAGAAGAAGCAGAUGAGGAAGGUGGCGAUGAGCAAAAAGAAGCGGAGGAGACUGAGGAAGAAGCAGAUAAGGUUGUUGAGGAGACAGAUGAAAAUACUGACGAGCAGGAGAAAGAAGAGAGGGAGGAGACGGCAGAAGAAGUGGUUACUGAGAAUGAUGUAGAUGAAGAAGUGGAGGAGGAGGAAGAGGAGUUAGAAAACAUCACUGAUGAGUUGGAGGAGAAAGAAGUGGACGUGGUUACUGACAAGGAUGUAGAAGAAGAAGCAGAGGAAAUUAUUGAGGAGACAGAUGAGGAAGACGAGGCAGAAAAUAUAAAUGAAGAGGUAGACGAGGAGGAGCAGGAGGAAGAAGAAGAAAUGGAUGUGGUUAUUGAAGAAAGUAAUGAGGAAGAGGACAGAAUGGAGGUAAUUAGUGAGGAAAACGAUGAUGAGGAAGAGGAGGAUGGUGAUGCUGAAGUCAAAAAUACGGAAAAAAGCUUAGCUAGGGUGAUCACAGAUGAGGAGGAGGAAGAAGACGAAGAAGAAGAAACUGAUAAGGAUACAGAAGAGGAAGAAAAGUACGAUGAAAGGAGUAGAAAAGAGCUUGAGAAAAUUCAAAAUAGUAUGGAGGAAGAAUCAGUUGAAGCUAAAGAGGUAGAGGAGUUGGAGAUUGAAGAAAAUAUGGAAGCAGGGCAGACAUUAGCUGAAGAGGAGAGGGAAGAUGAUGAAGAAAAUGAGCUGAACGAGGGCUUAGACCAGGUGGAAAAACAAGAAUCAAAAGACGAGGUAGAAGAAGGAAAUAUUACUGAAGAUGUAGACAGUUUUGAUGAUGACAAGGAUUUUCGAAAACUCCCAGAAGAGGCCUCCUAUUUGAAGCAGCACAGUGGCAGUCGUGAAGAAACAAAUUCAGAACAUAACACUGAAUCACCAACAAAAUAUUCCCCUGAGGGGCAGUGUGAGAAUGAUAAAUGUGAUGGAACAGACACUGUUCAUGAACUUGAAACGGACGAGGGAGGGGAGCUUCAUGAGGAAAGAAGAAUCAGCCUACAACAUCCAGUGGAAAUAUCACAGGAGUUACUUGACUUUGUUAACUUUGCCCUACAGUCCUCUUCACUUAUAUUCACAUAUGACGACCUGGGAAACAUUAGGAUAGAGCCGGACAGUGCUCGAGUUGUACAAACUAAGCAAACCGUUAUUCCAAGAAGUAGAAAGGAUAGUUCCUAUGGUUUAAAAUGUCUCCCGAGCCCGAGCACCUCCGAUUUAUCUGAUUACAGGCCGGAAACUUCAGAGAGUGGUGGAUAUAAAACUCAGGAGUCUUUAGAUAUUGUCACAGAGAGCGGAGAGGAGGCCUCAGAGAGACCUUUCCCAGUCUACAGACAUAAGACUGAUAUCCCUAAACCCAAACUGUCUCUUGCAAGUGAUUCAGAAGUCUUGCAAAGUCCCGGAUUAAAAAGUGCAGAGAGUUUCUCUUCCUAUGAUUCGGGCACUAAAGUCUCAAGGGAGGAUCUGUCUUAUUACAGUGCUGCAAGCUCAUUAAAGGCAGACGCUGACGCUGCACCAGAGGCCGCGCAAUGCAUUUCUUUCACCUCAGAAAAGGACAAAACGGAUGGGGUUUUGAUUGAUCAAGGAAGGUGGCUGCUCAAGGAGAACCACCUUAUAAGAAAAUCUCCUCCAAUCUCCCUGGGAAUGUACAGUAAUGUGGAAAGCACCUCCAUUGAUACAGGUCAGGAGAACAAUAGCGAGGAUUCACCGCUUCAUUAUAAAACCCAGCCCAACCCCCUUGUAGCCCUAUCCUCAUCAGAACUUGAGGAGAUGGCGAAGCCUCAAACUCCAAAGUGCAUCUACUACAACAUGCCACAUGGAAGUGACUCUGACCCCUUUUUGGACAAUUCCAGUAUCCAAAGUGGGAAAAAGGAUACAAGCAGUGUCAAGGGGAGAGGUUUCAGGGUCUCACCUACUAUUGAUACUUCCAAAACUUGGUCAAAGAAAAAUGGUAGUCUGUCUUCAUUUGCAUCGGUUGAGUUUAAAAUGCCAGAUGGGAAAGUGCAUCCUGAGGGGGAGUCCACAGCUGUGACACAGGCAAGAAGGACAUCUAGUGGAGGAGGGAGUGUACUGCAAUCACAAGACUCCCUGGACACACUGCACGUGAGAUGUGGAAAAUACUGUCCCAUACUAUGAACGCAGGACAUUGUAUGCCAUAGAAAU
Messenger RNA from Xiphias gladius (swordfish), 6408 nucleotides. It is a transcript of the gene rp1, whose product is annotated as oxygen-regulated protein 1. Gene Ontology annotation, cellular component: axoneme. Lineage: Eukaryota; Metazoa; Chordata; Actinopteri; Istiophoriformes; Xiphiidae. The record is from RefSeq and is a predicted model, not a curated record. Gene Ontology annotation, biological process: photoreceptor cell development; intracellular signal transduction; axoneme assembly. Bases 4 to 6381 code for a protein of 2125 amino acids. The transcript is spliced from 4 exons.